AUUUUUAUCAUCAACUCGAUUGCAAUAAUAUCGAGAUAAGAAAUAUUCCGCCUUCUCUUUCGUUCAUUACCAACUCGUCUCUUUUGCCUUUUUGUCUUUCAUCCAUGCGAUGCUAGCCAAUUCAUGCCGUGGCCUUUGCGCCACUAUAGCCGUCCUCCCAGCGGGACCCCGCUCCGCUCGUAGUCUUCCGCAGCCAACACACACCUUCUACCGCCAAAGAAUACAACACAGCUACCUCCUCCCCCUUCUCAGCAACAAUGGAGCCGACAUUGCCCAUUUCUCUAGUACACCGGGCCGCCCGAAACCACCUCCUACCACCUCCACCUCCACCACAGCUACCACCACCGUCCAACCUGUCACCAUAACCUCCCCCCUAAACCCCCCAUUAUCCACCCUCCCAGCCCCCCUUUCCCUCCCCGAAAAAGACCCCAGCGCCAACAAGGCAAAAUACUACUUCGCGCUCGGCAAAGCCUACCUCUCCUUCUACAAAACCGGCCUUAAAAACGUUUACUAUAACUACCGCGCCGCCCUCCCGCUCCGCAGCCGCCUAGGCCUCUCGCUACUCCUCCCCACCUCCCCUCCCCCGACCGUCUACGCCGUCAAACACAUCAACAACGCCACCAUGCUGCGCAUGUACGCGAAGAAAGUUUCUCGCAGCGAGUUCCAGCUCAUCCGCCGCGCGGCGUACGACGUGCGCCGCAUGAUUCCGUUCUCACUCAUCUUGCUGCUGUGCGGGGAGAUGACGCCGUUUGUCGUGCUGGCGCUGGGCAGCGUGGUUACGCCGUUUACGUGUCGGGUGCCGCGGCAGGUGGAGAAGGAGCGGGUUAAGGCGUGUUUGCGGAAGGAGAAGGCUGUGAGGGCGGCGGAGGUGGAUGGGGCUGCCGCUGCUGCUGCUGCUGCUGCUGCCAAUGGUGCGAAUGGCAUUGAUACUGUAAAAGCGACUGCCAUUGCGAAUCUAGAUGUGCUACUUAAUGCCACGGCGAUACCGCAUACGGUGGAUAUUAACGGGCUGAUUAACCAUGCGUCGACGGCGGGUGUUUUGAGGGCGUGUGCGGUUUUCAGGCUAAGUCGGGGCCAUGAGGUGACUGGUAGUUCUUUUUUGCCUGGGUUUCUCGUGGCAGAGAUUGUUAAUCAGAUCUAUCGGCCGAGGUUGAGGAAGUGGAUGAGAUAUCUUGAGGUGGAUGAUUGGUUGAUUGUGAAGAAUGGAGGGGUUGAGGGAAUGAGUUCGGAGGAGGUUAGGAUUGCCGUGGAGGAGAGGGGUGGGGUGGAUGUUUCGGUUGGGUUGAAGGAAGGUGAGGCGGAGGCGGCAGAGCGGAGAUGGUUGGAAAAUUGGGUACAGGGGAGAGGCGGGGAGAAGAUGGUUGAGAGGUGGGAUGUGGAGUUGACUGAGUGAUUGAAGUGAACAUGUAAGAGAGUUGGUCGAUGGGGUGGAAACUGUAUAUUAGAUUAAAGAUUUCUAACUGGGUUUGGUUUGCCUUUUUUGCUCAUCUUGUUGCUUUCCUUGGAGCCUUUGUGUUGUUCUGCGAUGUUAGGAUAUUUGCGCAUGUAUAGAUAGAUCAUAGACCCCUGGCCCCCCUAUAUUCAAUCGACCGAAAUAUCCAUACUAGAUGCUCAGAUUUCAGGGGCGAUAUGUUGGUACGUCAUGCAGGGCUACGAAGAGGGAAGAAGAGGAUACCGCUUCAGAGAUGCCGAUAUACAUGACCCUAUUACUAGAAAAGCUUCAUGCGCACUCUUAGGAGUGUUGAAUAAGGUGGGUGGGAGAAAUUUAGAUGGAAACAGUGAGGAUGAAACUAAAGCAUUAGAAGGAAGUGGGCGCUAGCUGUAAUGAGACAUUGGUAUUAAAGAUUCUAACUACUACUUCUAUACAGCUUGGUGUAUCUUUCAAUUAAAUGAGCUAUGUUCGAG
Molecule: messenger RNA, 1905 nt
Organism: Blastomyces gilchristii SLH14081
Lineage: Eukaryota; Fungi; Ascomycota; Eurotiomycetes; Onygenales; Ajellomycetaceae
Exons: 1
Coding region: 110-1393 (427 amino acids)
Biological process (GO): intracellular monoatomic cation homeostasis
Cellular component (GO): mitochondrial inner membrane
Molecular function (GO): ribosome binding
Source: RefSeq, a predicted model, not a curated record